GAUGUAAGAUGAUUGAGUAGACUAUUAUCUUCCUAACAUUCAACGUGUAGGACAUCACAAGUUUCCAAGAUGCCCACUAGGCGCAUGCAGGAGUUCCUUGCGGGACUCAAGUCUGCUGAUGAUGAGAGACGAGUGCGCACUGCCUAUGAUCUGCAGCGAUAUGUGUUCACUGAACUGAGAGAAAUCUCAGUGGAUGCUCUCAUCACGUUUCUGGAUGAGUUCAACAGCCACAUCUAUAGCAUGGUCACCUCUAAAGAACCUAAUGAGAAGAAGGGAGCAAUUUAUGCUAUCAUUUGCCUAAUGGAUAUUGAUGAGGGACAGAAAACCAAGUCCCUGAGCCGCUCCUACAACAUCCUCACCAAUCUCAUCAUAAGCUGUGAGAGUGGCGUGUCAGAGCUGGCAGUGAAGGCAUUAGGUCGGCUGUUGCUGGUGUCGGGAGCGCCUACUGCCACGGGUGUGGAAAUGUUGCUGCAGAAAUGCUUCUCAUUUAUAGAGACGGAUGAGACCAGAAGAAAACUCAGUAUCCAGCUUGUGAAAGAGCUUUGCCUGUCCGUUCCAUCACACUUCUAUCAGCAAAUCAGACGUUUCUUUGCUAUAAUAUUGGAGUUUGGCAUCUGGGAUAGUGACGCUAGCGUCCGCGAGGAGAGCGUUUCAGCCAUCUCUGUUGCCCUCACCGUUGGCCUUCAUAGGGAGUCUAAGGAACCCAAUAUCCCGCAAUGGUACACUUCAUGUGUCCACGAGAUACUGAGAGGCUUGGAAGACCCUCGUGCCGGAGAACACAUCGCGGCGGUGCCCCGCAACAUCACCCGCGAGGAGCGUCUCCACGUCACAUUCCUGCUGCUCAGCGCCCUGCUGAAGCACGCAAACGCUGCAUGGGAAGCGCACACUCGUCUUCUCAGGCACAUCACUCACUUCCAGUCCUCGCAGCCUAAGAAAGAGGGAGUAUCUCAACUACUAAAGAGGCUUCGUGGCACCAACGCGUCCAGCAUGGCGCUGCCCACGUCCCAGUCUCUGGACCAGCUUGUGAUCUCCUCUCAGCACCACACCACCUCCAGUGAGAGCGACCGUCCCAUGGAGAGCAACAUCAUUAGGACGAUGAUAGACUGCAACUACACGGACCUUUGCAAUCUUAUGUCCGGUUUUCGAGGAAUUCGCAGCUCUAUGGUACAGUCAAGCUUGCUGAAACUCCUGCCUCGCAUUGCUGAAGCGCUAGUAAUCAUAGGUGGUCACCUGGAGGCGUACAUGUCUCACUGCUUGGCUCUCGCCAACGGCAAGGAUAAGGAAAAGCCCGCAGCGUUCGUGUGCCUGGGGCUGCUGACCAUAGCUUGUCGUCCCGCCACCCUGGCGCUCGUUCCCAGGAUUCUCUCCACCAUCAAGAACGCUAUACCCACAAAGGAGUCACUAGGCAGGAAACGAAGUCCUGCGACCGUGGAGCCUAGCGUCCUAGUGUGCCUGAGCCUCGUGGCUCACUCCCUGGGCCCCGACCCUCCCAUGCCAGAUUUCCUGGCGUUGGAGCAUCACCCACCGCCGCCCUCUCCUGCCCAGAUCGAGGGCGCACCUGCCAAAGCUAAUGCUGCACAAGAUGCCAUCGAGAUUUUACUCACCCCCAUACUUAAUUCUGGACUCUCGCCCACUCUGGCGCUCUGUAUGCAGGAGCUGGCGCUCGUCUUGCCGGACCUGAAGAAAGGCAUCAGUGAAGGCCUGCUACAACUGCUGUCCAGUAUCCUGAUCCAGCGAGGGGGCGCCUCGCCCUCCUCCACCACCCCCUCCCCUGCAGACCUGCAGAACGUCUCCACUGUUGUGCUGGCGCUCAGAACUCUUGCGUCCUUCGAUUUCGAGGAUACCGCCGGUCCCUGGUUACUCCAAGUGAUUCGUCACAUCAGCGACUUGUAUGUAUCGCACAGCAGCAAGGAGGUGCGGCUCGAGGCCGUGGCCACCAUAUGUCAUCUUCUGCACCCUGUGUGUGAUAGCGGCAAUUUAGGACUGCCGUUACACCCUCACCCGCCCUACAAUUCCCUCUGCAACGACCACUCUACUCAACACCCCGUCCAUGCAGCUAUUGUGUAUGAGCACGUGUCGCGCGUGCUGUGGCUUAGCGUCACUGACAUGGACGUAGACGUGCGGUUAUGCGCCCUGACGUCGCUGGAGGACGCGUUCUCGGUGCACAUGGCGCAGCCUGAGAACCUGAACGCGCUCGUGCUGGCGCUCAGCGACGAGUCCUUGGAGAUACGCGAGGCUGCCGUCACCCUCCUCGCCAAGCUCUCCGUCAUCAACCCUGCUUAUGUGCAUCCUUUACUGAGGAAAACUCUGCUCAGGUUACUGAGCGAGUUGGACUUCACGGGCAUUGGUCGUAACCGCGAGCUGAGCGCCCGCAUGUUGCGCCACAUGAUCGCUCAGGCGCCACGCUUCCUGCGGCAGUACGUGCAGCCCAUCAUGAGUGUUGUGGUGCCCAUCCUGACGCAGCCUGACCUCAACCCUGUCGUCACCGUCAGCCUCAUGACUGCUGUUGGGGAUCUCGCCCAGGUGAGUGGAAGCGACAUCAGGUCGUGGGUGGGCGCAGUGAUGCCCCUGCUGCUAGCCAUGCUGGAGUCUCGACUGUGUGGGUGGAGGCGUCAGGUGGCGCUGGUGACGCUGGGGCAGCUGGUGGAGGCCACGGCAGGAGGUUCACUACAUCCCUACACUCAGUACCCUUUUCUGCUGCAGCUGCUCCUCUCCAUUCUGAAGACUGAAACCCAGCAACCUGUGCGGUUUAUUCCACUUAUUGAUGCCUGCCCGCUGGUACUGGGGGCGACGGGACCCAACGAGAUGCUCGUCAACCAGAACUAUAACUCCAUGGAAGAGUACUACGCUGCCUGCUCUGUAGCAGCAAUGCUCAGGAUGCUGAGGGAGCCUAGCCUCGCUCAGUACCACGAGGAAGUCUCCAAGGCAAUUAACUUCACGUAUUUCACCUUGGGUGCCAAAGGCGUUCCUUUCCUGAGCCUUGUAGUGCCGUCACUGCUACAGGUGGUGCGAAAUUGUGAUCAGAAUUACCGCGGCAAUUUCCUCCUACGUCUGGCAUCCUUCAUUGAGAUCGUAGGACAACACAUACGCAACUACGUCGACGACAUUGUUCAAGUUAUUAAGCUGUACUGGAAGAGCGACCUGAGCCCUGAGCUGGCCGAGCCCCUGAUCAUGGUGGUGAAGAGCGUCGCUGUGGCUAUGGGCGCCGAAUUUAAGGCCCAUCUUAAGGACAUCAUUCCUCUCAUCAUCAAGUCGCUCAUGGAUGACUCCAAGGAGAGGCCGGUCACCAAGAGUCUGCUGCAGGCGUUGAGCAAGUUUGGCGUUAAUCUGGAGGAGUUCAUCUACGCGCUCCUGCCACCCAUCGUGGUGCUCUUCGACAACCCUGACGUGCCUCUUAAGGUUCGGUCAGCCAGCAUCACGACCAUACAGUCGCUGGCAGUUGACAUCCACAUGGGGGAUGGUUACGCCAUCAGUGAAGAAGAGAAAGCCGCUGCGACAUUCCAGCGUGGCGGCGAGAAGCCCAACCACAGCCUGUACGACGUGCCUAACCCCUCGACCUCAGAGACCAGACAGGGCACGUCCUCCUCGGGUGCCAACGUCUCGUACAGCAACAUCUCCGUCUGGGCUGAGUUGGUGAAGUCAUGGGAGUUUCAACGCCACACGGGCAAGGAAGAAUGGAUGCAGUGGCUGCUGGGCAUUGGCAUGAACCUUCUGAAGGCUUCGCCCAGCAGUGCCCUCAAAGCUGUGUUCCGAGUUUCUUCGGGCUACCCGCAAGUGGCCCGUGACCUGUUCAACGUUUCCUUCAUGGCGGCCUGGAGCGAGAUGAACGAGAGCCAACAAGACGACUUCCUGAGCUCCCUGCAGCACGCACUCAGGGCGCAAGACAUUCCUGAGGUCACACAAGCCUUACUCAACCUCACCGAGUUUAUGGAGCACAGUGACAAGGGAGGCUUGCCUGUAGAUGCAUCAUUGUUGGGGAACAAGGCAAUGGACUGCCGGGCCUACGCCAAGGCUCUCCACUACAAAGAGGAACAGUUCCACAAGAGCCCGUCACCCGACGUGCUCCAGAAUCUCAUUUCCAUCAAUAAUAAUCUCGGGCAAACCGAGGCUGCAACAGGCUUGAUGGAGUUCGCACGCAAACACAACAGCACAGACAUGCACUUGGAGGAGCGCUGGUUCGAGAAGGUCCACGACUGGCAGCAGGCGCUCGACCUCUACAACGCCCAGCUCGAGAAAACUCCUGAACAGUUCGAGCUCGCGCUCGGCAAAAUGCGAUGCAUGGAGGCUCUUGGAGAAUGGGGCGAGUUGUACGAGACGACCUGCCGCUGGUGGAACUUCAUUGGGGACCCUGAGUGUGUGAAUUCGCUCUCGGAGCACUACCGCUCACAAAUGUCGCGCCUGGCCACGUCAGCAGCGUGGGUGGCAGAGGAAUGGACGAUGAUGGAGCGAACCGUGGCUUACGUGCCGGCAGACUCCCAUACUGGCGCCUUCUUCAGGGCUGUGCUCGCUGUGCAGCAAGGGAUGUGUGAUAAGGCUCAGCAGCUGAUAACCUUCGCCCGGGACCUGCACGACGCGGAGCUAACGGCGAUGUCGGGCGAGAGCUACGAGCGCGCCUACAGCAGCAUGGUCGCCGUGCAGGUGCUGGCCGAGCUCGAGGAGGUGACGCAGUAUUCCCUGGUGCCGGAGAGACGGUGUGCCAUCAAGAACAUGUGGUACCAGAGACUCCAGAGCAACCAACGUGUCGUAGAUGACUGGCAUAAAAUCUUGCUAGUGAGAUCCCUGGUGCUGAAACCUCAAGACGAUGUCCGGCCUUGGCUGGACUUCGCUGCAAUGUGCAGGAAGGCCAAUCGCUACUCACUCGUCAGGAAGACGCUAGUGUCUCUCGUGGGUCAUGACCCUGAAGCUGUCCCUGAGAAGCCACUCCCUAUCAUGUACCCCAACGCCAGUUACGAGUACGCCAAGUACCUCUACUCUCUGCCUGACCAGCAGCAUAGAGCCUACACCAAACUUCAGACAUUUGUGACUCACCUCAACCAAGCUGCCGUGAACCUUCACAACGAAGCAUCUGUGCGCAUCCUCAUUUCCAAAGUGUACUUGAAACUCGGUGAGUGGCAUGAGGAUAUCCACGGAGUAAACGAGGAGACUUUACCUACCAUCACCAAGUAUAACCACCACGCAAGGGUCGCUAACGAGUCUUGCUAUAAGGCUUGGCAUGCUUAUGCCUUCUCGAACUUCCAAGCUUUGCUCAUGCAGCAAACGAAGUUAGAGCAACUGCAGGUGAAAUCAACUGCAGCUGCAGCUGUUGCUGCUACCAAUGCAGCUCGCGGAGCAGGUGUUGGAGAAACUUCUCCUGGGGGCGACAGCGCUGAGAACGAUGACAAUGAAUUGGCCAGAAUAUGCCAGGAAAUAAAUCGAUUACAGAAGCGCCUGUGCGAGUACGCGUGUGAGGCAGUGAAGGGCUUCAUCAGAAGCAUUGCAGUUGGCGAAAGCAGCACGAGCGUGCAAGAUUGUCUUCGCCUCCUCACCAUUUGGUUCCAGCACGGCCACAACCCGUCAGUUGAGCAGGUCCUCAAGGAGGGACUCAAGACUCUUCACGUCGACACUUGGCUCCAAAUGAUCCCGCAACUGAUUGCCCGCAUCGACACCCCCCGACCAGCUGUAAGCCAGCUCGUGCAUCAGGUCAUCACAGACUUUGGCAAGCAACACCCGCAGGCGUUAUUAUAUCCUCUGACGGUUGCGGCGAAGUCUUCAGACAAGUGUCGCAGCAACGCUGCUGAGAAGCUCCUCAACAAGAUGCGCGAACACUCGUCUGUGCUUGUCAACCAAGCAGCCCUUGUGUCAGAAGAACUGAUAAGAGUGGCUAUCCUACGUCACGAACGCUGGCACGAAGCACUGGAGGAAGCCAGCCGCCUCUAUUUUGGUGAACGCAACGAUCAGGCGAUGCUAAGAACGCUCCUGCCGCUGCACUCAAUGAUGGACAAAGAGCCUGAAACAUUAAACGAAGUGGCUUUCAACCAGGCUUACAGCAGAGAUCUCGCAGAAGCAAAGGAUUGGUGCCUGCGCUUCCAAAGAUCUUCCAACGUACGGGAUUUAAACCAAGCAUGGGAACUGUACUACAAUGUCUUCAAGCGCAUUUGUCGACAAAUUCCGACUUUGACUUCAUUAGAACUGCACUCCGUGUCUCCUCGCUUACUAACUUGCCGGGACUUGGACAUUGCAGUCCCUGGUAGCUACGCUCCCAACGCGCCUCUUAUAUGCAUCAGUUAUGUGCAUCCUUCACUUCAAGUCUUCUCCACAAAACAGCGGCCACGCAAACUAUGCAUCCGAGCAAGCACAGGUCACGAUAUUAUGUUCCUCUUGAAGGGCCACGAAGAUCUUAGACAGGACGAACGAGUCAUGCAGCUAUUCGGUCUUGUCAACACUUUCCUAGUGAACAAUCCUGAAACUUUCCGACGAAAUCUGACAGUACAGAGGUAUGCUGUGGUGCCUCUAUCCACUAACUCAGGCCUGAUCGGGUGGCUGCCACAUUGUGACACGCUUCAUGUUCUCAUCAAGGACUGGCGUGAUAAGAAAAAAAUACUCAUAACAAUAGAGCACAGAAUAAUGAUGAAGAUGGCACCCUCGCUUGAACACCUUACAGCAAUGCAAAAAGUGGAGGUCUUUGAACAUGCCCUAGAACUCACUCAAGGAGAUGACCUUGCUAAACUCCUGUGGCUGAAAAGCCCAUCAUCGGAAGUUUGGUUUGACCGUCGCACGAAUUACACGCGAUCUUUGGCUGCCAUGUCCAUGAUUGGGUAUGUCUUGGGCUUGGGAGACCGACACCCUUCUAAUCUUAUGCUCGACCAAAAGUCUGGUAAAAUUAUCCAUAUUGAUUUCGGUGACUGUUUUGAAGUUGCCAUGACCCGCGAGAAAUACCCCGAAAAAAUUCCUUUCCGUCUCACCCGCAUGUUGGUGAACGCGAUGGGAGUGACAGGAAUCGACGGCACAUAUCGCAUGACAUGCGAGUCCGUCAUGUCGCUACUGCGCCGUAACAAAGACUCGGUCAUGGCGAUGCUCGAAGCUUUCGUUUAUGACCCACUCUUGAACUGGCGACUGAUCGACCAGCAGCAACAGCAGGCACCGCCUCGACGGCCUGCGGACGGUGCGGCAGUUGUAGGUCCUAUGGUAGCCCCUAGCGCGGGUGGUGUUGACGGUGCUCCUGAAGGAGGCGACGGUGCCACUGGCUCUGGAGCUGCAAUCCCAGGAUCUGUGGGCGUAGCUAAUCAGCUCAAUGGCAAACCAGAAGCUCUAAAUAAAAAAGCUGUUGCCAUAGUCAACAGAGUGCGAGACAAAUUAACUGGUCGAGACUUCCUCAAUCAGGAAGAACCGUUAGAUGUUGCUAAGCAAGUUGAUCUCUUGAUCGCCCAAGCAACUAAUCACGAAAACCUCAGCCAGUGUUUUAUUGGUUGGUGUCCAUUCUGGUAAUGUGCAAAUACGGGAGUUGUUAUGGUAAAUAGUUCGAGGUAUCCCUACUGUAAGGUUGAGAAACCUAAUCGAGUGAGUGCGUUUUAGCUUGUUUUCGUGCAUAAAUAAAUAUGAAGAAAUUACAAGUAUACAGCUUAAUCUUGCGAGUUUUAAAGAAAUAUUCAAAUUAAAUGUUCGGUAUAACAAGUUAGAUUUGUUUGGCCGUUCACAAGCUCAAAACAAUGUGCAUGACAUAGGUAGAUUUAAAUUGGCGUUUUCCAUCACUCCUUUAUUAUUUGUUUGAGAAUAAAACUUUGUGUUUAUUUUAAUCCUACCUCUGUUUUCGUUUGAAGAAUGUAAACGUGGUAAUUUAGCCUUCCAGUUUUCUAAAGUUUUUAUCGUUUUGUGUUUGAG
Molecule: messenger RNA, 7857 nt
Organism: Hyalella azteca
Lineage: Eukaryota; Metazoa; Arthropoda; Malacostraca; Amphipoda; Hyalellidae
Gene: Tor
Product: serine/threonine-protein kinase mTOR
Exons: 39
Coding region: 70-7464 (2464 amino acids)
Biological process (GO): negative regulation of macroautophagy; TOR signaling; protein phosphorylation
Cellular component (GO): TORC2 complex; TORC1 complex; nucleus
Molecular function (GO): protein binding; protein-containing complex binding; protein serine/threonine kinase activity
Source: RefSeq, a predicted model, not a curated record